Messenger RNA from Drosophila novamexicana, 2184 nucleotides. It is a transcript of the gene fs(1)Ya, whose product is annotated as mitosis initiation protein fs(1)Ya. The transcript has 2 exons. The record is from RefSeq and is a predicted model, not a curated record. Lineage: Eukaryota; Metazoa; Arthropoda; Insecta; Diptera; Drosophilidae. Bases 1 to 2184 code for a protein of 727 amino acids.
AUGCGGUUUUCUGAUGAGGCCAAGUGCCAUAUUUGCAAGCGAAUCUUUUGCUGCGGCAAAUGCCGCCAAAAACACCAGUUCGAAACACACGCCAUUGCAAUAAGCCAACCGAUGGCCCAGCACAGGGAUACGGUUGCAUUUGGCACUGAGAUUGAAGUGAAAACGACAACCAUCUAUGUGUUUUGUCCGAUCUGUGAGCAAAAACCGUUGACGCUGCGCGAGGAGAUGUACACGGAGCUGCUGGCCCACAUCGAGAGCGUGCACCUGCCAUUGCGCUGUCGCAAGUGUCUGCGCCACUAUACAAAGAUCGACGAUUUAAAAGAGUUCAGCAAAUGCAUCGAUUUGGGCCAGGACUGCAGUUCCGCUAGCUCGGCUCAGAACCUAAGCUGCGACACAGACGCUUCAAAGGUAACGGUUAAAAAGGCAAUAGUGGCUGCCAACACAAUAUCGACUCAGACAUCACCCAACAUAGCGAAAGACAUGAACGAAACACAGCAUCACCUUAACCUUACGCCCAUAUCGCUGUUCAAUCUACGCUGGAAAGCCAAGAGUCGUCUGCAACAGGACGAGUUCAUCAGCGACAGCGUCUCUUCAAUACGAAAUCUGUCCUCAGACAGUGUAAAUUUGUUGGAGCAACAGCGUCGCAGCAUUGGGCAAGUGUCUGCGCCGCCAGAUAACGCACGCAAGGAUAAGGGCAAAGUUAUACGAUCCACUUCGACGCCAUUGCAGGUCUAUACAGUGUUCGCUAAGCCCAAGGAGACACUUACUUUUAAUGCAUCGGCCGUUGGCGGCGGUCACAUAUCCAGCAUUCAUCACAGUGGCUGCGUGCUGGACGAACAAAACACGGCCCCGCCUUCUGCGCCAGAUAACAGUCAUCUACUGCCGCCGCCGUCGCACCAACAGCGCACCUGGAAGGUUGGCGGUCGCGGCAAGAUGAGUGCUGUGACGCCACUGCGUCAGGUUAUGUCUAAGAGCAUACAAAAGGCAUUUGUGGAGCAUGGCGUCGGAAUUCUGGCCACCCAAGGCGACCAGCAACGCAUGCGCCUUGAUUUGAGCGAGAACAGCUCGCCAAAUGCCGGCUUACCAUUGGAUCUGCGUAUGUCACCAGUCCUUCGGCGUACGCAGAGCGAAGACAGCAGGGAAACCGAAAAUGGGCGCAGUUCGAUUGGCCCUGCAGAACCCUACCAGAUACUGCUGUCCGCUCAGAAGCUCACUAGAGAAUCCAUUAUCAUAACACGUACUCAGCACUCCGGUAACAGCGGCUCGUUGCCCGCAUCUAUGUCUAGCGCCAGCACCACCAGCACCGUUUAUAAUUCAUGCGAGAGCGUGGAAAUAAUCACCGCCUCCUCAUCUACUGCCGAACUAAGCGCCAAUAUAAAGCAAGCGAAUGUCAAUUGCAUCGUGAAUGUGCCACCAAUAACGCCCAUUACUCGCAUACCUGGCGCCAUAAUCAACAAGAAGCUUAUCAAAUUUGAGACACCGCAAAAACAGGAUAUUCAAACAACACAAGCGAUUGAGUCCACGCCGGACGACAAGGAAAUCUUUUAUACCCCUAAUCCGAGCACUAGUCCAUCAGCUGCCCACGGCAGCCCAAUUGCUGACCCUGACCCCAGCAACAGUGCGCGACGGAGGCAGCAGAUUGUGCCGCGCCAGCUGAGCGGCCAAUUCUCGCCGCAGGUGAAGAAGCCACAGCUGCCGCGACCUCAGGGACCACGGACGCGUCCUCCCUUGCGCGUGUGUCACAAUCAAAAGUCCUUUAGCUGCGUGCAGGAUAUCGGCAGCGACGAUGAGGACGAGGUGUUCCUGCCAAACAGCGCAUCUACGCAUAACGACAAGAAGCGCCCAACUGUGGGCACUAAGUCGGAGACAGGACGACUUUGGUCACUGAUGUCAUCUGUCAUGCGCUUUCCAAUGAGAUCGCUGAGAACUGAUCGCUAUUCCAGCAGCGCCGACAAUGAGAACGCCCCUACCACUUCCGGUUCGCUAAUCAGACGCUGUGCCUCCAUUGCUGGUUCAUUGGUUCGCACCAUUCAUGCUCAUGAUGGUGAUGAUAUGCAGAGCUUGAAACGAAAACGUACCCAAACGCUGGACAGUGCGUACUGUAAUCCAUUGUCACCGACUAACUCCUCGAAGCGUUUGCGUAUACAGCCAAGGAAACCAAUCGACCGCAUGCGCAAGAAUUAG